This is a messenger RNA of Penicillium soppii, 3582 nucleotides long. RefSeq names its product putative RNA polymerase II transcription elongation factor (Ctr9). The record is from RefSeq and is a predicted model, not a curated record. Bases 1 to 3582 code for a protein of 1193 amino acids. Gene Ontology annotation, molecular function: RNA polymerase II complex binding. NCBI's taxonomy places the organism in Eukaryota, Fungi, Ascomycota, Eurotiomycetes, Eurotiales, Aspergillaceae. Gene Ontology annotation, cellular component: Cdc73/Paf1 complex. The transcript has 2 exons. Gene Ontology annotation, biological process: regulation of DNA-templated transcription.
AUGGCGCCUCUUCAGAACGGUCAUACCAAUGGCCUAAACGGUGAUGCCGUACCAUCCACGAGCCCCCUGGGCAACAUUCGCUUCUCCGAUAUCCCCGAUGCCAUCGACAUUCCCGCCUCCAGCUUCGACAGCGAAGUCGAAGUCAGCUUGCUCGAGCUCCCCGAAGAUCCGACCGAGCUGUGCACCCUCCUCGAAAACGAAAAAGCUGCCAAGAACUUCUGGGUGAUCAUUGCGCUCGCUUACGCGAAGCGCAAACAGAUUGACCAUGCCAUCGACAUCUUGAACAAGGGCCUGGCCUCUGUGGCCCACGGAGCGACAAAGGAGAAACUCGGCCUGUUGGGCUGGGUCUGCUGGCUGCUGUUGUUGAAGAGCCGCCACGCUCCCCGAGUCGCGCCCGAUGGUGAGCUCUACUCAGAAGCUAAAACUAAAGACCAUUAUUUGCAACUCGCGACGUCGACGUUGAACGAGGCCUCGCGCCUCAACCCGGCGUAUCCCCCUCUCUUCCUGGCGCGUGGUGUGCUGUGUCUUCUCCGUGCAUCGCUGUAUGCGCCCCGUGCUGUUCGUCCCGGUGCUGUUGAUACUUCGGAGCGCAAUGAGUCGCUGCGGCAAGCUUUGAAGUGUUUCGACGAGGCGUCCAAGGCCUUCGGUGGCCGGAACAUUAUGGCUAUUCUUGGACGUGCUCGCGCGCACUACAUGAUGGGAAGAUAUGUCGACGCUCUGGAAGGAUACCAGAAGGCUUUGGUCAAGAUGCCUAACCUCACUGACCCGGAUCCUCGUAUCGGUAUUGGGUGCUGCUAUUGGCAACUGGGCUUCAAGGACCAAGCCAAGGUUGCUUGGGAGAGAUCGCUCUCUCUGAACCCCGAAUCCAAGGUUGCCAACCUCCUGCUCGCAGUUUAUUACCUCUACGACAGCUCUCGACGAGCCACAACCGACCCUAUGUUCGGGUCGUUGUACAAAGUGGCCAUGACUCAAUACACACAAAAGGCGUUCAAACUAGACAAGGAAUACCCGAUGACAUGCUCCUUAUUCGCAGGCUACUUCCUGCUCCGUAAAACAUAUCCGACCGUCGAGACACUGGCGCGCAAAGCCAUUGAACACACAGAUGUCAUGUCCAUUGCCAGUGAUGGCUGGUAUCUGCUUGGUCGGAAGUCACACUACGAAGGUGACGCCGUCCAUGCUGCCGAGUUCUACAAUCGCUCGGAUCAAGCCCGUGGCGGCAGCGACAAGGGAUUCUUGCCUGCCAAGUUCGGUGCUGUCCAGAUGCAGAUUAACAACAAGGACUUUGAUGGAGCUAAGUUCCGAUUGGAGAAGAUUGUUCAACAAUCAAAGAACCCGGAGGCCAUGACUCUACUUGCGGCUAUCCAUGCGGAAGAAGUCUUCGCUGCGCAGAAGUCCGGUAGCAAGGAGGACAAGUCGAACGAGGCCAAGAGAGCUAUCGCCCUUUUGGAGUCAGUACGCUCCAUGUGGAAGGACGAGAAGCAGAAUCUGUCCCCUGACGAGUCCGUUCUUGUUUAUCUCUCCCGUCUCUAUGAGAGCACUGCUCCUGACAAGAGCAUGCAGUGUCUGACUCAACUGGAGCAAAUCCAGAUUGCUGGAAUCCCCGAGGACGCUCGCCCGGAUAUCGAUGAUCCAGAGGAGUUGAACUCUGUUCUCAGGGAAAGUCUCCCGCCCCAGCUCCUCAACAACAUGGGAUGCUUCCUCUACCAGAAUGAGAAGAUUGCCCUGGCCCGUGGUCUGUUCCAGUCGGCGCUCAAUGCUUGCGUCCAAUCUAAGGACAAAGAAGACGGUAUUGAUCCCGACGCGCUUGUUACUACAAUUAGUUACAACCUUGGACGAACCUACGAGGCAGCCGACAUGUGGGACGAAGCCAAGAAGGUCUACGAGGGUCUUCUUGAGCGUCACAGUGACUACACAGAAGCCAGUGCUCGUCUGACAUACAUUGCUCUGCGCCAGAGCCCUACCGACGAGGGCCCGAAGAAGAUCGCCAAGCUCUACGAAUCGGACAAUACCAACCUGGAAGUUCGGGCACUUUACGGCUGGUACAUCAGCAAGUCUAAGAAGCGGGUUGCCAACCUCGCUGAAGACAACGAGCAACGCCACUUUAAGCAUACCCUCCAGUACCACGACAAGCAUGACCGAUAUGCGUUGACUGGAAUGGGCAACGUGCAUCUUCUCUUCGCUCGUGACAUGCGCCGCGACACUGAUCAGGACAAAGACAAGCGUCGCAAGAUGUACCAGCGUGCAGUUGAAUUCUUCGACAAGGCUCUUCAGCUGGAUCCUAAGAACGCAUAUGCCGCUCAAGGUAUCGCGAUCGCCCUGAUUGACGACAAGAAAGAUCACAGCUCUGCUGUGCAGAUCCUUUCCAAGAUCCGUGACACACUGAAGGACCCCAGCGUCUACCUCAACCUGGGCCACGUCUUCGCCGAGCUCCGCCAGUUCUCCCGCUCAAUCGAACACUACGAGGCAGCCCUGUCCAAGGAUCGCGCCCGCGAUGUACAAAUUCUCGCCUGCCUCGGACGUGUCUGGUUGCUAAGAGGUAAGCAAGAAGCCAAUCUAGCAGCCAUGAAGACAGCACUCGAGUACGCUGAGCGCGCCCGCACCGUCUCCCCCGACCAACUCCACCUCCAAUUCAACGUUGCUUUCGUACAGAACCAAAUUGCCUCCCUUGCAUACGGCCUCCAGCCCACACAAAAGACCCUCCAAGAUGUCCAGGACGCCGCAGACGGUCUCAAAGAGGCUAUCGAAACCUUUGAGCGCCUCUCCAAAGAAAAGAACCCGCCCUACCCCAGUGCCGCUCUCGAACAGCGCGCCAACAUGGGCCGUACAAUCAGCAAGCAACUGGACCGCGCGAUGCAAAGCCAAAAGGAGUACGAAGAAAAGAAUGCCGCAAAACUCCAACAAGCCCGGGAAGCCCGUGAAGAAGCCGCUCGCGUCCGGGAAGAAGAGCUCCGCAAGGCCCAGGAAGUCGAAACAGAACGCAAGAAGCGCAUUGCUGAAGAGCGUGCCCAGAUGGUCGAAGAGGUUCAACGACAUGCUGCCCGACGCGCGGAGGAGGAUCGCGCCCGUGAGGAAGCGGAGUUGACCAAUGAUUCUGAGACUGGCGAUCGCGUCAAGAGAAAGAAGAAGCCUAUCAGCAAGCGCAAGAAGAAGGGCGAUGACUUCAUUGCUGAUGAGGAGGAGCGUGCUGGCGAUAGUGGCGAGAGCGAUGCUGAGGCACCGAAGAAGAGACGCAGACUGGAACGCCGCUCUGGGAAGACCAAGGCUGACAAGGCUAAGGCUGAGAAGCCCGGGAAGUACAAGAGUAGUGAGAUGGUUGUUGAUUCAGAUGAUGAGCCUGUGUCCGAGAAGGCUGUCUCUGACGAUGAGCCGGAAGAAGAGACCCAGCCGCGCAGACGAGGCAAGGCUUCCCGUCGCAUUGCUGAUGAUGAUGAUGAGGACGAGGAAGAGGAAGAGGACAAGCCGAUGCCUGAGCCUGAACAGGAGCUGGAGCAGGAAGAACCGGUGAAGGUUGAUGCUGUCCUCGACGAUGAGGAUGAGUUGUUCGGUGAACCAUCGAAGCUCGAUACCGAGAUGCAGGAUUGA